AUGAACAUUAUUGUGUUGUGCCGUAUUUCUGCACUUAUAUUAUCUUAUUUGUUUACCGUAAUAUCUGUAUUAACUUCUUCAAUUGCCCUGCUAACACCGCAAUGGCAAAUAGUGACAAUUACGGAAUUUCAUACUGAACAUCAGCAUGGCCUCUGGAUGGAUUGUAUCCUCGGGAAGAAGCAUGUACAAGGUACAUCUGAAAGAAGCCUUCAUUGUACAUAUAAAUUUGAAAGUGCUGAGAAGAAUGAUUUACAAAAUGAUGAAGAUAAUGAAGAGCAACAUAAGUUUCACAAUUGGCAUAAAGCUGUUCUAUGUUUAUUGCUUCUGGCGAUGUUAACAGCUCUUACUUUAUGUUGCUUUCUAAUGUGCGCAUUAUACUUUCGUAUUGCAGCCCUUGUUUCAUGUACCUUAUCAUUAAUUGCAACAAUCUUGUCAAGUGUUGCCAUAGUUGUAUUCUUUAUUAAUUCACACAAAGUCGAAAUUCGAUUUGUGCAAGGUAUUACUCGAACAUAUGAGCAAAGGUGUGGUUAUUCAUUCUAUUUGGCGCUUUCUUCGUGUGUCACUUUUCUAGCAGCAUUCCUUUGUUCAGUAUUUUGUACGGUGAUGGUAUUUUUACAUGAGCGGAAUCGUCGACAGCCACCAAAAACAUACCCAUUAAUUAAUAGUGCCGUGUAA
Molecule: messenger RNA, 675 nt
Organism: Brugia pahangi
Lineage: Eukaryota; Metazoa; Nematoda; Chromadorea; Rhabditida; Onchocercidae
Source: the annotation of a GenBank genome assembly